AUGGAAUCGAAGAGUCGGUUCUUGAGUAACAUGUCACACGAGAUCAGGACACCGUUGAUUGGAAUAUCGGGAAUGGUGAGCUUCCUGCAGGAUACCAUCCUUAACGAGGAGCAGCGGGAUUAUACAAACACUAUCCAGACUAGCGCCAAUAGUCUGCUUAUGAUCAUCAAUGACAUUCUCGACCUGUCUAAGGUUGAUGCGGGGAUGAUGAAACUCAGUCACGAAUGGUUCCAUACGAGGUCACUAAUCGAAGACGUCAAUGAGCUCGUGUCAACAAUGGCGAUUGCUAAGCGGUUAGAGUUGAAUUAUGUGGUGGAAGAGGACGUUCCGGCUUGGAUCAAGGGCGACAGAGUCCGCAUUCGACAGGUUUUGCUCAACGUGAUUGGCAACGCGAUCAAAUUCACAACAGUUGGAGAAGUUUUCAGCCGUUGCAAGGUCAAGGCUAUCGGCCCGCCAGACCUUGAUGACAAUCAGAUCAUGCUUGAAUUCUCCAUCAUUGAUACAGGGCGAGGAUUUAGCAGAGAGGAGGCGCAGCUGAUUUUCAAGCCGUUCAGUCAAAUUGAUGGCAGCAGCACUCGUCAGCAUGGCGGAAGUGGUCUUGGCCUUGUCAUCUCCCGUCAACUUGUGGAGCUUCACGGCGGAAGGAUGGAGGGAACUGCAAUACCAGGAAAGGGAUCUACUUUCACUUUCACGGCACGUUUUGGUCUACCAACUAAAGAUGACCAUCCUGACGCUCCUGCAACUCCGAUCGAGACCCUUCCAUCUGGGACACCAUUGCCAGAGAACACCACGCAAGCCUACCGACAGCUUGCCUUGAACAAAAUCAUUGGGCCGAGUUCCACUACAAGUCCUACAAAUACUGAAAACGAUAGGGAAGCUACAACGAAGCAUAUCAAGAUGACUCUGCCUAAAGACGUACCAUAUCAGAUCACGGCAUUAGCGAGUGUCAAAGAGGCCGAGGAAUUGAUUGGUGUUGAUGACCCAGUUAUCUUUACGCACGUUGUCCUCAAUCUAGGCUUGCCGGAACAAAUAAUCGAUCUUAUGGGCCAGAUCAGCCACUCAGCAAUGGCCGAUAAGACCACAAUUCUCAUUCUUUCUGACUCUGUGCAAAGACAGGCCGUUAUGAAGCUGGCGGCAGGCACGGAGUAUGAGGAAUUACUUUCCGAAAACAAAGUGACAUACAUCUAUAAGCCUGUCAAGCCCUCCAGGUUUGCUGUCAUCUUUGACCCUGGAAAUCAGAGUGAUACGAGCAUUGACCGCAACCGCUCCACUGCGCAACGAAUCGUGGAGUCGCAGAAGCAAAGCUAUCUCGAGGUGGAAAAGCGCAUGGGCAACAAAGGCUACAAAGUGCUUCUUGUCGAGGAUAACCCCGUCAACCAGAAGGUCCUCAAGAAGUAUCUUAAGAAAGUUGGUCUCGAAGCUGAGGUAGCCGUGGAUGGUGUAGAGUGCACCGAGCAGGUGUUUGGCCAUCCUCAUGGCUACUACUCCUUGAUACUUUGUGACCUCCACAUGCCUCGGAAAGAUGGUUAUCAAGCCUGCCGCGAAGUACGGGACUGGGAGGAGAAGAACCACUACAAGAAGUUACCCAUCAUUGCAUUGUCUGCAAACGUCAUGUCAGACGUGCAAGAGAAGUGCGUCGCUGCAGGAUUCAGUGACUAUGUCACAAAACCUGUCGACUUCAUCGAUCUGAGCACCGCCCUGUCCAAAUUCUUUUAA
This is a messenger RNA of Phaeoacremonium minimum UCRPA7, 1716 nucleotides long. RefSeq names its product putative histidine kinase hhk2p protein. Lineage: Eukaryota; Fungi; Ascomycota; Sordariomycetes; Togniniales; Togniniaceae. Gene Ontology annotation, biological process: phosphorylation; phosphorelay signal transduction system. Bases 1 to 1716 code for a protein of 571 amino acids. Gene Ontology annotation, molecular function: phosphorelay sensor kinase activity. The transcript has 3 exons. The record is from RefSeq and is a predicted model, not a curated record.